This is a messenger RNA of Aspergillus nidulans FGSC A4, 1722 nucleotides long. Its product is annotated as putative ribosomal assembly complex component Ipi3. Gene Ontology annotation, cellular component: rixosome complex; nucleus. The coding region runs from base 1 to 1722 and encodes 573 amino acids. The record is from RefSeq and is a predicted model, not a curated record. Gene Ontology annotation, biological process: rRNA processing. The transcript has 2 exons. NCBI's taxonomy places the organism in Eukaryota, Fungi, Ascomycota, Eurotiomycetes, Eurotiales, Aspergillaceae.
AUGCUCUCAGAAUGCUUUGUCGCGUCGACUGCGGCGUCUGCGAAAACCCCCGCGUCGGCGUCGCUGAGAGACGUCGGAAUCUGUCUCCAUGAGCUUCAACCGUCACCGACCCUCCGAUCCACCUUUAAGAAGAGCUCGACUUCUCCAAAUUGUCUAGCUGUGAGCGCCUCACAUGUAUUUGCUGCGCAAGCUGAAAAAGCAACUGUGCACGUUUACAGCAGGGAGAAGGGUAAUCAGGAAGCUACUGUUCCAUUCCCAGAGCGCAUUCGCAGCAUUGCAGUCGCAGGAUCGAAAAAUGGCGAUAUCGUGGUUCUAGGUACAGAGGGUGGUCGUCUGAUUUUGUGGGAGGUUUGCACGGGACGCCAAGUUGCUACCACUGCAUCGCAUUUACGGCCCGUUACCUCGGUCGUCGUCGAUCCCAGCUCAAACUUCAUUCUUUCCGGCUCAUCGGACGCCAGUGUCCAUGUUUGGUCGCUAGUUGAUCUUCUAUCUUUUACAAAGCCUCCAUCAGGGCGCAACCAGCAGCCUCCAAAUUCACCUAUUCGCACAUUCUCGAAUCACCGUGCAGCAGUCAGUGCUAUUGUGGUGGGACACAGCACCGGUAGAUACAACAUUGCUAUCUCUGCGGCCCAAGACAACACUGCCAUUGUUUGGGACUAUCGGACCGGUCAUGUUUUGCGGAAUUUCCUCCUGCCGGCCAGCGCGAUCUCCCUUGCCCUUGACCCGGUUGAUAGAGCAUUCUAUGCGGGUUAUGAAGAUGGCAGCGUUCAGUCGCUAGACUUCUACAAGGAACAAUCCAUUCAGCAUCCUCUUCACAAUCCGUCACUACAGGCUACUCCAGCACAGGCCUCCUCUGAAGACCGCUGGCUCCCACCUUCCGCUGACAGUGGCGCAGCACAUGCGUUGACCCUUUCUUACGACGGUAUGACUUUGCUAUCAGGCCAUGAGAAUGGCAAAGUGUACUCCUGGAAUGUUGGAAGACGAAAAUAUGCAUCAACAGUAGCGGACUUCACGCAUCCGGUCACAAACAUUAUCAUGCUACCUCUUGAAGGCCUAUAUCAACAGGCGACAAAUUUAAAGAGAGUAGCGCAUACAAUAAUCAAGCCGAAAUACGACCAUACGCUUUUAGAGAACACGCAGGCUGCAGGUACUGUUCCUGCAGACUAUGAGUUUAACACCCAUCUACUUCGCUCAUCCUCGCCUAGUGAAGCGCCUGCUGAGUCAGACUGGUUCAUGGACGCCUUUACUCACUCUUCUUUUCCCGCAUCCUUGAUAGAGCAAGGUCUAAGUGAGCUAACUGCUAUGUCCUUACCUGGAUCGGAUACUGUCUCUGCCCCGUCAAUGAACGUGGCAAUGGACGUUGAUACCCCCGGCAAGGAUUCCCAAAUUGCCUCCUUGGAAAACGAAAUCGCUACGCUCAAACAGAAAGUCUCAGUCAGCGAUGCAGCUCGGCAAUCCAGCACUGACGAAAUCACGAAACUCCGUUCAAACCUUGCCAACCUCCACGAUCACAUCAAUGAACUCAAAGCGAAGCAGGAGCAAUCACAGCGGGAUAGGAUACGGCGACAAGCCCGCAGAGAGGAGCGGGCAACUCGUCGACGGGAAGCCUGGUUCGCGGCGGAGAAGAAAGGCAAGAAUGGAGACGCUGUGCUGCGUCGGAUGAAAGCUGAAGACGAGUCUGAGACGAGCGGCAGCGACGAUCAGAGCAGUGAUGAGCAAUGA